AUGAAGCCUGGUGCUGCCAUAAUGGCAUACAUCUAUGGCAACACUGUUGCUAAGCAGCCAUGCUAUGAAACUGACUUACAGUUAGUGAGGACCAACUGGUAUCCAAAUUCCAAGCGCGGCCCUUUCAAACGCAUCAUUCAUUUGUGUCUGGUUUCAAGGGCUCAGCUUGAAGAUCCCCCCCCAUUAUGUUUAAUCUGUAAACCUUCUUUGAAGAAAACAAUGGCAGUGACUAAGGUGGCAUUGGUUGCUUCAAUGAUAGCUUGCAUGCUGAUAACAUGCUCGUAUGCAGGAUCAACCUUGACAUGUGACCAAAUCACUAUUUGGCUCACUCCAUGCAUAGCUUAUGCAGUGAUGGGAGGGAAUGUGUCAUCGUUGUGUUGUCAAGGUGUACACUCACUGAAUGCAGCCUAUAAGAAUGGAGAAGAUCGAAGAGGAGCAUGCCAAUGUAUUAAGGACAGAGCUGCAUACAUCCCUGGCAUUAACUACCAUCGUGUUAAUAAAAUUCCUGGAAAAUGUGGCACUAAGUGUCCCUACAAAGUUUACCCUUCCACUAACUGUUCUGCGUUAAGUACCUUUAACCAUUUUUCUUUUCAAUUAGGGUUUGGUAUAAGAAAUUCAUAA
This is a messenger RNA of Sphenostylis stenocarpa, 621 nucleotides long. Lineage: Eukaryota; Viridiplantae; Streptophyta; Magnoliopsida; Fabales; Fabaceae. The record is from the annotation of a GenBank genome assembly.